Messenger RNA from Chiloscyllium plagiosum (whitespotted bambooshark), 1470 nucleotides. The record is from RefSeq and is a predicted model, not a curated record. NCBI's taxonomy places the organism in Eukaryota, Metazoa, Chordata, Chondrichthyes, Orectolobiformes, Hemiscylliidae.
AUGGGAAUUUCUAACUGGAGCCCUCGCUGUGUGUUACAGGCGAAGCUGAUCGUGCCCAACAGCACGGCGGGCCUAAUCAUCGGCAAAGGCGGCGCGACGGUGAAGGCGGUAAUGGAGCAGUCCGGGGCCUGGGUGCAGCUCUCGCAGAAGCCCGAGGGCAUCAACUUGCAGGAGCGGGUGGUGACGGUGAGCGGCGAGGCCGAGCAGAACCGCAAGGCGGUCGAGCUGAUCGUGCAGAAGAUCCAGGAGGACCCGCAGAGUGGCAGCUGCCUCAACAUCAGCUACGCCAACAUCUCGGGCCCGGUGGCGAACUCCAACCCGACCGGCUCGCCGUACGCCAACUCCGCCGAGGUGCUGCCGGCGGCGGCGGCGGCGGCGGCAGCCGCGGCGGCCUCGGCGGCGGGCCUGCUGGGCCAUGCCAACCUGGCGGGGGUGGCGGGCUUCGCGGGAGGAGGAGGAGGCGGUGGAGGCGGAGGCGGCGGAGGAGGAGGCGGAGGCCUGUCGGGCUUCACUGGCAACGACCUGCUGGCCAUCAGCUCGGCCCUGAACACGCUGGCGAGCUACGGCUACAACACCAACUCGCUGGGCCUGGGCCUCAACCCGGCCACCGCCACUGGGGUCCUGGCAGCAGUGGCGGCCAGCGCCAACCCAGCCGCCGCCGCUGCCGCCAACCUUCUGGCCUCCUACGCCAACGAGGCCUCGGCGGCGGGAGGCGGAGGAGGAGGCGGCGGGGGAGGCGGCAACCCUGGCAACGCGGUGGGUACCUUCUCACUGGGCUCCCUGGCAGCCGCCACCAACGGCUACUUCGGCGCGGCAGCGGCGGCGGCUGCGUCCCCGCUGGCGGCCGGCUCCAUCUUGGCCGCCGAGAAGCUGGGCGACGCCUCCAAGGACGUGGUGGAGAUCGCGGUGCCCGAGAACCUGGUGGGCGCCAUCUUGGGCAAAGGCGGCAAGACGCUGGUCGAGUACCAGGAGUUGACUGGCGCCCGCAUUCAGAUCUCCAAAAAGGGCGAGUUUAUCCCCGGCACCAGGAACCGCAAGGUGACCAUCACCGGCACCGCGGCCGCCACCCAGGCCGCGCAGUAUUUAAUCAGCCAGAGGAUCACCUACGAGCAAGGCGUCCGAGCCGCCAACCUCCAGAAAGUCGGUUAGUUUACAACAACAACAACCGCCAACCGCCACCAACAACAACAACGUCAACAACAACAACAACAACAAACCAAACGAGGUGCCGAAACAGAAAGACAGGUUUCCGUUUUUCUUUUCUAAGAACUGAAAGGGGCUUAUAUAAGUACUUGAUUCUAAUUAAAACGUCUUGUAUUAAUAUAUUAUAUGACAAUGUCAGAGAUCUGUGUAUAUGUAAAUAAUGUUUACCACUUGUUUCCAUGGAAACCACUUCUUUUCUCAAUCUUUUCUCCCCAAUUUUGUUUUCCCCCAUCUCCUUCUCUCUCCCCCCAAUCCCCAUCUCCUUCU